Molecule: messenger RNA, 516 nt
Organism: Acanthoscelides obtectus
Lineage: Eukaryota; Metazoa; Arthropoda; Insecta; Coleoptera; Chrysomelidae
Source: the annotation of a GenBank genome assembly
AUGAAUUCGUUUUCUAAAGGUAUUUAGGUGUAAAUAUUCAUAUUUCUCUAUAUACUUUUGUCCAUUACUGUAUGUUGUACUUUUUGGUCAAAUCACGCUUCAUAAGUUUGCACCACUUCUUCCUGAUAUCUUCAUGCGAGGUAUUUUGCAGAUUGCUGACGACGAUCCGAUGUCCUUCCGGAACAAUUACCACUUUCUUCUGUACUCCACCACUGCCGGAGAAAAUCCCGUGUGAAUCGCCGGCACUCAUAGCUGGAGCCCCAUCCAAGCGAGAUCGCACAUUGGAGGAACGUGAGGGCACCACAGACACGGCUGAUGAAGUCACCAUAGGCAUUUCUUCAUCGUCGAUCACAAUAUGAGCGGGCUCCUCAAGGUCGAUGUAGUGCCUAGGCGCAACGGAUCGAUGGACUGCAGGUGCUGUAUGUACCACUGGGCCAGUCAGGCGGAGAGAACGGUUGCUGAAAUAAAAAAAAUUAUGUUAUAGAUCAAUAUCCCAUUUCUAGGCACAGAUCGUCC